Messenger RNA from Calidris pugnax (ruff), 7418 nucleotides. RefSeq names its product astrotactin 1 (gene ASTN1). The transcript is spliced from 23 exons. Lineage: Eukaryota; Metazoa; Chordata; Aves; Charadriiformes; Scolopacidae. The record is from RefSeq and is a predicted model, not a curated record. Gene Ontology annotation, biological process: neuron migration; neuron cell-cell adhesion. Gene Ontology annotation, molecular function: protein binding. Bases 4 to 3894 code for a protein of 1296 amino acids.
AAGAUGGCUUUAACCGGGCUGUUGGCCCUGCUGGCCGGUUGCUGCCUGGCGGCGGGGAGCGGUCCCGCCGAGGCGGCGGAGGCGGCGGCGGCGGCGGCCACCAAGGAGCUGGAGUGUAAGCUGAAGAGCAUCACGGUGUCGGCGCUGCCGUUCCUGCGGGAGAACGACCUCAGCAUCAUGCACGGCCCUUCGGCCGCCGAGCCCAAGCUCCUCUUCUCCGUCCGCAACGAUUUCCCCGGCGAGAUGGUGGUGGUGGACGACCUGGAGAACACGGAGCUGCCUUACUUCGUGCUGGAGAUCUCGGGCAACACGGAUGACAUCCCGCUGGUGCGCUGGCGGCAGCAGUGGCUGGAGAACGGCACGUUGCUCUUCCACAUCCACCACCAAGACGGGGCACCCAACCUGCCUGGCUUUGACCCCACAGAGGAGCCCCAGACUGAAUCGGCAGAGGAAGAGCUGAGGAUCCUCCACAUCUCCGUCAUGGGAGGGAUGAUUGCCCUGCUGCUGUCCAUCCUCUGCCUGGUGAUGAUCCUCUACACCCGCCGGCGGUGGUGCAAGCGGCGCCGGGUGCCGCAGCCCCAGAAGAGCGCCAGCGCCGAGGCGGCCAACGAGAUCCACUACAUCCCCUCGGUGCUGAUCGGGGGCCACGGGCGGGAGAGCCUGCGCAACGCCCGCGUGCAGGGCCACAACUCCAGCGGGACCCUCAGCAUCCGCGAGACCCCCAUCCUGGACGGCUACGAGUACGACAUCACCGACCUGCGGCACCACCUCCAGCGCGAGUGCAUGAACGGUGGGGAGGACUUCGCCAGCCAGGUCACCCGCACCCUGGACUCGCUGCAGGGCUGCAAUGAGAAGGCCAGCAUGGACCUCACACCAGGGAGCGAUAACGCCAAGCUGUCCCUGAUGAACAAGUACAAGGACAACAUCAUCGCCACCAGUCCCGUGGACUCGAACCACCAGCAGGCCACACUGCUGUCCCACACCUCCAGCAGCCAGCGCAAGCGCAUCAACAACAAAGCACGAGCCGGCUCAGCAUUUCUGAAUCCCGAGGGGGACUCGGGGACAGAGGCGGACACCGAUCCCCAACUGACCUUCUACACGGACCCCUCGCGGAGCCGGAGGCGCAGCCGAGUAGGCUCCCCCCGAAGCCCCGUGAACAAGACCACACUGACCCUCAUCAGUGUGACGAGCUGUGUCAUCAGCUUGGUGUGCUCCUCCCACAUGAGCUGCCCCCUUGUUGUCAAGAUCACCCUCCAUGUCCCCGAGCAUCUCAUCGCUGACGGGAGCCGAUUCAUUCUUCUGGAGGGGAGCCAGCUGGAUGCCAGCGACUGGCUGAACCCGGCGCAGGUGGUCCUCUUCUCCCAGCAAAACUCCAGCGGGCCCUGGGCCCUGGACCUCUGCGCCCGGCGCCUCCUCGACCCCUGUGAGCACCAGUGUGACCCUGAGACUGGUGAGUGUCUCUGCUACGAAGGCUACAUGAAGGACCCCGUGCAUAAGCACCUCUGCAUCCGUAACGAGUGGGGAACAAACCAGGGGCCUUGGCCAUACACCAUCUUCCAGCGUGGCUUUGACUUGGUGCUGGGCGAGCAGCCAUCCGACAAGAUUUUUCGGUUCACCUACACCCUGGGAGAAGGCAUGUGGCUGCCACUGAGCAAGAGCUUCGUCAUCCCACCAGCCGAGCUGGCCAUCAACCCCUCGGCCAAGUGCAAGACCGACAUGACGGUGAUGGAGGAUGCGGUGGAGGUCAGGGAAGAGCUGAUGACCUCCUCCUCCUUCGACAGCCUGGAGGUCCUCCUUGACUCCUUUGGGCCUGUCCGUGACUGUUCCCAGGACAAUGGGGGCUGCAGCAAGAACUUCCGCUGCAUCUCGGACCGCAAGCUGGACUCCACGGGCUGCGUGUGCCCAACGGGACUGAGCCCCAUGAAGGAUGGCACGGGCUGCUACGACCGUCAUGUUGGCGUGGACUGCUCGGAUGGCUUCAAUGGGGGCUGUGAGCAGCUGUGCCUGCAGCAGAUGGUGCCCUUGCCUGAGGACCCCCUGCUCUACAACAUCCUCAUGUUCUGUGGGUGCAUCGAGGACUACAAGCUGGGCACGGAUGGGCGGUCGUGCCAGCUCAUCUCAGAGUCGUGCCCCGAGGCAGGGGACUGCGGUGAGCCCCGCGAGCUGCCUAUGAACCAAACGCUCUUUGGGGAGAUCUUCUAUGGCUACAACAACCACUCCAAGGAGGUGGCCCCAGGGCAAGUGCUCAAAGGGACGUUCAGGCAGAACAAUUUUGCUCGGGGCCUGGAGCAGCAGCUGCCAGAUGGGCUGGUGGUGGCCACAGUGCCCCUGGAGAACCAGUGCCAAGAGGAGCUCUCCGAACCUACACCCGACCCUGACUUCCUCACCGGGAUGGUGAAUUUCAGUGAAGUGUCCGGGUACCCCCUCUUGCAGCACUGGAAGGUGCAGUCUGUCAUGUACCACGUCCGGCUCAACCAGCUGACCAUCUCCCAGUCCUUCAGCAAUGCCCUCCACUCUCUGGAUGGGGCCACCUCCCGUGGGGAUUUCGUGGCGCUGCUGGACCAGUUUGGCAACCACUACAUCCAGGAGGCAGUGUAUGGCUUUGAGGAGUCCUGCUCCAUCUGGUAUCCCAACAGGCAGGUCCAGCGGCAGCUCUGGCUGGAGUAUGAGGACAUCAGCAAAGGAAACUCCCCCUCGGAUGAGUCGGAGGAGCGUGAGCGGGACCCCAAGGUGCUCACGUUCCCCGAGUACAUCGCCAGCCUCUCCGAGUCGGGCACCAAGCGCAUGGCAGCCGGUGUGCGGAUGGAGUGCCAGAGCCGCGGGCGCUGCCCCUCCUCCUGCCCUCUCUGCCAUGUUACCUCUGGUCCUGAUGUACCGGCUGAACCCAUCCUGCUGGAGGUCACCAAAGCCGCCCCCAUCUACGAGCUGGUCACCAACAACCAGACCCAGCGGCUCUUGCAGGAGGCCACCAUGAGUUCGCUGUGGUGCUCAGGCAGUGGGGACGUCAUCGAGGACUGGUGCCGCUGUGACUCGAGUGCCUUUGGGGCUGAUGGGCUGCCCACCUGUGCACCUCUCCCACACCCCAUCCUGCGGCUCUCCACCGUGCAUGAGCCCAGCAGCACCCUGGUGGUGCUGGAGUGGGGCCACUCGGAGCCUCCCAUUGGGGUGCAGAUCGUUGACUACCUCCUCCGUCAAGAGAAAGUCACCGACAGGAUGGACCACUCCAAGGUGGAGACAGAGACAGUCCUGAGCUUCGUGGAUGACAUCAUCUCUGGCGCCAAGUCACCCUGCGCCAUGCCAGCCCAAGUGCCUGACAGGCUCUCUUCCACCAUCUCCCUCAUCGUUCGCUGCCUGGAGCCUGACACCACCUACAUGUUCACGCUGUGGGGAGUCGAUAACACAGGAAGACGCUCCAGGUCCAGUGAUGUGACGGUCAAGACUCCCUGCCCCGUGGUAGAUGAUGUGAAAGCUCAAGAAAUAGCAGACAAGAUCUACAACCUCUUCAACGGCUAUACCAGUGGAAAGGAGCAGCAAACAGCCUACAACACUCUGCUGGACCUGGGUUCCCCCAGCCUGCACCGAGUCCUUUACCACUACAACCAGCACUAUGAGAGCUUUGGGGAGUUCACCUGGCGCUGUGAAGAUGAGCUGGGACCCAGGAAAGCUGGCCUCAUCCUCUCGCAGCUGGGGGACCUCAGCAGCUGGUGUAACAGCCUCCUGCAAGAGCCCAAGAUCAGCCUCCAGCGCUCGUCCCUCAAGUACCUUGCCUGCCGCUACAGUGAGAUCAAGCCCUAUGGGCUCGACUGGUCAGAGCUCAGCCGGGACCUCAAGAAGACGUGCGAGGAGCAGACACUGAGUGUCCUUUACAAUGACUAUGGUGACAAGGACUACUGAGGGUUGCGGGGCGCCCACUCUCACGCUGGCCUUCCCACGGGCGUUUUGUGAGGGUUUUAUACACGGACCCAUGGCUGGGGGGGGGGAGGGUAUCACUGAUGUUUCUGGAGGCAAAAAUUUGGACUGGGGAGUGAAACUGGCUGCUCUGUGCAGGACUGACUCAGUAUUAGUUUCUUCUUCGACUUGGCCAAAAGCCUUUCUAGUUAGAAGUCUUGUGGGACCCAGUUUUCUUGGUUUUGUUUUAUUCAUUUUGCCAAGAGGUUCUUCAGCAUCAGUGGAGAGGGCAGGUUGGAAGGGAACAGCCUUCUCUGCCUGCCCCAUCCCAGCCCUGGAUGUGGGGACCAUUCCCGAGGGUGGGGGGACACUGGUCAUGGGAGAAACACGGUGACACAGGCAUGAAAAGACAGCAAGUGAUGCAGGGUUGGAAAAACGGAGGCAGGGCAUGCAGGUCAGGUUGAGAUGCUAAUGGUUAUGGCUGAGGAGAACAGCUACCAGGCAGCCAAGAGGGCUGGGUUGGGUUCUUUUGCAAUUGUAAAGCAUGAAGACUGGAUGAGACCUGACUAAGUGACAGUGCCAUUGCAGGGCAAGACGGGGGCACCAUCAGCUGGGGCAAGGAGCGAGGGACAUUGGUGACCCCAUCUCCUCAAGUUCAAAGCCCACAUUUGCUCCAAGAUGCAAAGUCCUCCAGAGCAAAGGCAGUUUGGCCUCGGGUCAGCCGGACAUCGUGAUAUUUCUUCUUGUGUUCAAAUUUCUUGGAUGUCAACUUAAAAAUCCCUUCCAUUUUUAUUUUGUUUUUUUGCCCACCAUAGUAAAGACUUCGAUGCAGUGAUGUCAAACUGCUGCUCAGGAGAGCCCCAGUCAAGACAGCAGCACCCAGAUGGCACAGCUGAGGCUGCCUUCUGCACCAGCUGCCCUGUAGCCACGGUGUAGCCCAGGCUCUGUGUGGCAAGGGGAGGGGGUUGUAGCAUACCCAGACACAGCUGUGGAGGAUGGUCCCAGAGAUCCUGGUCCCAGAGAGGACUCAGUGACAUGGCAUGAUGGGCAGGGUUCUGGGGGUGCUGCUUGCCUGUGUUUAGUCUCACAUCUGCAGGUCUCACUGUUUUUUUUUUUAAAAAAAAAAAACAAAAAAACAACAGAGAACUUAGGUUGUCCUGGGACACUGAGCUGAGUUCAGAGCAAACUGUUCCCAAAAACCCUGUUAGCACUGAUGGUGCUGGAGGCAGCCAACGGCUUCCUUUUAGCUUCAGUUUCCAGCCUUGUUUGCAGAGGAGGCAUCUCUGGACUUGCCAGCUGCGCACCUUUGAUCUGGACAAGCCAGGAGCCCUGCAGUGGGAUUUUUUUUUUUUUUAUGAUGCCUCUUCAGAAAGAAAUUUCCUUUUCAUUUUUCUCGGUCUUGGCAGGAGCAAUCUUCAGCCUGUCUCUUACGAUUUUCUGCCUCAUUCCUCCUGCCACCUGCCAAGGACACAGCUCGAACGUUUGCGUGGUGCUGAGAGGGAGGCAGCUGUGAUCCGCAGCCGGUCACGGUGGACAGUGCUGCAUCACAGUGUUUGCACAACAGAAGUUCAGUAUCUUCCUGCAGGACCACACGGGGCUUUGGUCUUCCCUUCUCCCAGGCAGAUGUCUCCUCCAAGGGUGGCUGUCCUGGACCAGGGAGCUGCUGGGAGCAGCAGUCAGCGUUACCUGGGUGUCCCAGUGUCGUUUCUAAAAGGAAUGUGUCUGGCAGGGGUCGUUGGGGAAACACCUGCUCUUUCCAAGAAGGAGGUCUACUGGAUCCUUUUGGCUUUUUUUUACAUUUUUCUCCUUAUAAUUUGAUGUGCCUGAUGCUGCCAAGGGCUUGGGGCUCAGGGCAAGACCAGCACCAUCUCCGCGCACAGGCCUGCGUUGACGGGUGAUCCAUAGCGAGCUGUAGCUCCUUUUCCUUUCAGCCACUGGCAGUCUUGGCCAACGAGAUGCUUUGGUUUAUCCUCUUGCUUCUCCCAGCGGAGGCUGAGACAACUUUUAACUUCCAGCCGGGCAGCCAUCCAGGGAUGGGCAAAGGGCACCUCCGCUCAGCGCCUGGGAGGGAUGUUUGAAGGAAGGCUGCUCUGGCCCGGAGGCAAGUUGGUUGCUCGCCAAGUAAUACCGCUUACGUGGCCUUUAUAUGAAACACAGACUGUUUUCCUUUGGGUAGCAGGCUCGUCUCUUUUAUUGCUUACUAGGUACAGCAGCAGGGACAGGAGCAGCGCGGCCUGCCAGCCACUCGCUGCCAUGCUGCCAGGAAAACCCCGGAUGCCCCACGCGCUCACACCUGCCUAGGUUACUUUUUCAUCUGGCCCCCAGAUCUGCACUGGGCCUCUCCAGAUACUUCUGUUCUGCUUCUGCACUCGCAUUUCAAGGCCCUUGAGUAGUCAACCAGAACCCCGCAGCCUUAUCGGCCAGUUGGGCUGGACUCUUCUCCCCUCAGACCCAGCUUCCCCCUGGGCUGGGAGAUGGACCACCCUGGACGGUGAGGGGAAAGCCACCAGGACCACAAGGUCCUUCAGCAGCACCCUUGCACAGUCAGACAUGAUUCGGAUCCCCAUCCCAUGAUGGACCGUGCAGUCUGCUGGUGGGGCUGUGCUCUGCCUGGUUGACUGCUGUGGUGUUGCUGCACCAGCAGGUCCUGCCAGCGUGCCACAUCUGUGGGACCAUUUUCAUGACGGCCAUGGCUUUGCGAAGACUUCCUUCUUAGUUUCCUCACUCUGGCUUUGGAACUCAGAAUUUUGCUCAAACUUGGACUUUUCCUGCCAAACCCCUCAAUUGACACACAAGCCCAUCUCAGACAAGCUCCAACAGCCUCCCAUGGGGGCCCAGACCAGAGGAGGUGGGGUUGCACCAAGGCUGCAGACUUGGCCUUGGUGAGAUGUGUUGCGUGGGGCUUGCUCACUCACAACAGCCAUGGGUAAGCCCCAAGGCAUGCCCUUCCCUGCAGAGCUGACACCGUCCACAUCUGCCGUGGGGUCCUACACAGUAUUUUAUUUCUAGGACUCCUGGUUCUUCCCAUGCUGCCAACCAGAUGAAAGCUGGAGAAGACACUGUUUUCCACACAUUUCUGCAACCUCCCUCGCCCCCUGCCCUCUUUUCUUGUUUUAUUUCUGAGUUAAUUGAGCUAUCGUUCACCUGAGAUGAACCUCUGGGCCAUUAUUUUUAAUUUGCUGCACCUGUACCCUUGUAGUAGCAUUACUACCUUUUACUUGUUGUGGAGUUAUUUAACAUAUAAAGAUGUUUUGGUCCUUUUCUUUACAAAGAUGGCUACAAUUCAUGUUCCUUGAUGUUCUAUUAAAACUCUAAUGUGAUGUUUUACUACUGUAGAUUGAAAGUAGGGUGCUUUAGGGGGAGAUAGCCACGUGGCAAGAAACACAAAACCCUUCCGGUUUACUUAAAAAAAUAAUAAUAAAAAAAAGAAGUCUUAAACAACAGCAACAAAAAAAAAAUAAAAAUCAUUGUAACACUAUGUAAAACUCCAGAUGAUAAUUCAACUGACUAUUAAACGGAGCUGUUAGUAA